CUUUCUGAGCCAUAUAAGAGCCGAACUGUUAUGGAGACCCCAUCACACUGCAGUUCGCUGUUACUGAGAGAAGAUGAGCACACGGAUAAUGAAAUCCAACCCUGCCAUGAAACUAAUAGUGCUCUUCACGGCUUCUUUCUCGUGGGCCUUUCAGGAGCAACCCGUGCCACCAAAGUACCAGUACAGAGAUCCAGUGACAUCUCAGGUCCAUUCUUGUGACCAGUGUCCCCCCGGUACAUCCGUCAAACGACACUGCACCGCUGACACGCCAACCGAAUGCCAGCCCUGUCCUGAGAGGCAUUUUGCUGAGAACUGGCACUGGGGGGAUACGUGUCAGUACUGUACCUCAGUGUGUAAGGAGAGACAGCUAGUGAAACAGCAGUGCAACAGCACGCAUGACCAGCUCUGUGAAUGUGUACCUGGAUACCAUCUAGUGGUGGAAUUCUGCAUUGCACACAGUACCUGUCAGCCUGGAUACGGAGUCACAGUAUUGGGUACACCUGAAAGUGACACCAUGUGUGAACGCUGUCUGGAUGGUUAUUUCUCUGUUGGCGGCUCCUCCACGUGUCAGCCGCACAGACUCUGUGCUGAUUUUGGCAUGAAGACUCUGCGAUGGGGAACAUCCACUUCAGACAGCCUGUGUGGCUCUCCUGACAUCAAGGACUGCUCCCAGCAUCACACUCUGUGCCAUAAUGAUGCAACUCUGUGUGAAGAAGCAGUUUUCCAGUCUCUGGCAUCGCUGCGACUGUCCUCGGUGCCUCUGGAGCGAAUCCUCGAGAAUCUCCCUGGACAGAAGGUUGAUCUCAAGAGCCUGGAGAGGCUGAAGAAGGCGUGCUCUCCUCAGCAGCAGGUCCUGCACCUGCUGAGGCUGUGGAGAGAGCAGAACAAGGACAAGUUGUACGGCAUCAUACAAGGUGUGAACCACUGUGAGCGAAAGGUCUCCCGCUGCAACGCUCUAAAGAACCUGACCAUAGACGACCUCAUGAAAGUGACUAACAGCCUGCCGGGAGUAAAGGUCCAGGAGCAGGAUGUGAAGGCCGUGGUCUCCACCUGCCUGCCCAGGCAGUACCUCCUGCAGAUCCUCCACCUGUGGAAAUCUGCAAACUACAACCUGGAUCUAGCCAAAGGUCUGACUCGUAGUCUGAGGGUGCUGCGCAGCCAAGAAGCACCGCGGUAUCUCGUCAGAAGCCUCAAGAAAAUCAGCCGCAUCAUAGGGACCACGUCAGCGCACAAGAAGUACGAGAAGAUGUUCAUGAGCAUGUUUCAAGAUGAGUUGUGCUUUAAAGCUCAUAAGCAGCUAAACGAAUGAGGUCGUGAGAUGCGCAAACAUGAAACUAUGCAGUCGACAGCAUUUCAAAAACACAAAUGCAUUAUCUGACUGAAAACACGUGAAAAGAUACAUAAGAAGCAAAAGAACACAGCAGCCAUUGGACAGAGAAAAAGUCAUUUGUGAGAGAACGUUGUGAAUGAGGAAAUACCAAGCAAAGCACAUUGAGUACAGAAAAAUAAGGAAAGCAUACAGAAAGUAAAUUUUUUGUUGAUCUCCAAAUAAUACCACAGGCAAAUAUUGUCAUCC
This is a messenger RNA of Xiphophorus couchianus (Monterrey platyfish), 1576 nucleotides long. Its product is annotated as tumor necrosis factor receptor superfamily member 11B. The transcript has 6 exons. NCBI's taxonomy places the organism in Eukaryota, Metazoa, Chordata, Actinopteri, Cyprinodontiformes, Poeciliidae. Gene Ontology annotation, molecular function: protein binding. Bases 74 to 1309 code for a protein of 411 amino acids. The record is from RefSeq and is a predicted model, not a curated record.